UGGCUGAUGAGCACCUUGGGUAAAUGGGCAGAACUCUCCGAGCUGCAAGAAGAGUGUGGGGGUGAUAAGGCACUAAGUAACUGCUCUGAGAAAGCUCUCCUUUGGUGAUAUUUAAGGCUGGAAUGAUAAUGGAGAGAAAACUGGACAAUAAAAUGAAAAGCGAAGUGUCCUGCUUAGCUACUUUGAACAACAAAAACAUAACCCUGGUGUCUAUUCGUAAGCAGCAGGCAGCUCAUGAUGUGCCUGAACUACUGAUUAUUGGUGAAAAGUCCAAGGCAGAAUCUCCGGUAAAAGCAUCCAGUAACUCGCAGAAAGAAGAGAAACUUUUGCAGAGUUACUCCAUGGGAAUGCCAGAAGUCAAUGCAGUUGAAAGACAGGCUUUGUCCAACACAGAUUCUCCUCCUGGCUGUGAGCUGGAGCCUACAAUGAAACAAAGUUUUGCAUUUGACAACAUGGGCUAUGAGGAGAGCUUUGAAACUCUGCUCUCUCCAUCUUCCCAGGAACACACCAUGGCAGUCAGGAUUGUGGGAAUGACUUGCCAGUCAUGUGUGCAGUCAAUAGAAGGCCGAAUUUCCAAGGUGGAAGGCAUUGUGAGCAUUAAAGUCUCCCUUGAAAAGAACAAUGCUGUAAUUAAGUAUCUGCAGUCAGAAAUAAGCCCUGAACAGAUUUGCCAGGAAAUUCAGGAUAUGGGCUUUGAUGCCAACAUAGCAGAAGAGAGGUUGACUACAGAGACUCUAAAUGCAUCAUGUGUGAGAGAAGCAAUAGUUAAACUUCGAGUAGAAGGCAUGACUUGCCAGUCCUGUGCCACCAGCAUUGAAGGAAAGAUAAGAAAACUUCAUGGUGUGGCAAAAAUCAAGGUGUCACUUGGUAACCAGGAAGCAAUUAUUGCUUACUACCCUUACAUCAUUCAGCCUGAUGACCUCAAGAGCCAUAUUGGUAACCUGGGGUACAACUGCACCAUUAAAAGUAAAUCAGCCCCUUUGAAGUUGGGUGUCCUCGACCUCGAGCGCUUGCAGAAUGCAAACCCCAAGGAGACAGCAGCAAGUCUGAAGAGUGAUGGGAUGGAUCCACUCCUUGCCAAGAUGAGUGGCAUGGCUACGGUGUCUGUACAGAUAGAAGGCAUGCACUGCAAGUCCUGUGUCAGAAACAUUGAAGGAAAUAUAUCCAAUCUUCCUGGCGUACAGAGUAUUAAAGUGUCUUUGGAGUAUAAAUGUGCUGUGGUACAGUAUUACCCAAAUUUAAUUACCCUGCCAGCUUUACAGCAAGCUAUUGAAUCUCUGCCACCUGGAAACUUUAAAGUAUUCCUCCAUAAUGGUUCAGAAGCAAAUAAAGGAGCAUCUCCAUCCCCUGCUUUGCUAUGUGAUCUCUUCAGAGAGCCACUGCAAGACACAGCAAGCAGAGCUGUUAUGAAGAUUGAUGGUAUGACCUGCAAUUCUUGUGUACAGUCCAUAGAAGGGACCAUAUCACAGAGACAAGGAGUACAACACAUAGCAGUUUCUCUAGCUGACAGAACUGGGACCAUACAUUAUGAUCCAGCUGUUACUAAUGGAGAAGAAUUAAGAGCUGCCAUAGAAGACAUGGGGUUUGAUGCUUCUGUGCUGACAGAUACAGCCACAGGAGAACUCAGACACCAGCCUGAUGCCAGCAGUGCUGCCGGGCAGCUUCGACCUCCAGAGCCUCCUCGCCCAGGCUGUGUUUCAGCUGGUCCUCCAGACAGUUCUCCCCUCGAUGAGCCACACCAGCCCAGUGGAGCUACAGCUGAAAAGUGUUUUUUACAAAUCACAGGCAUGACCUGUGCAUCGUGUGUGUCUACCAUUGAAAGAAAUUUGCAGAAGGAAGACGGAAUUGUUUCAGUGUUGGUAGCACUGAUGGCAGGUAAAGCAGAGAUAAAAUACAAGCCAGAAUUCAUACAGCCUCUUGAAAUAGCACAGCUGAUCCAGAACUUGGGUUUUGAAGCUACUGUCAUAGAAGAUCAUGCAGAAACAGAAGGAAAUGUGGAGCUUCUUAUUACAGGGAUGACUUGUGCUUCUUGUGUUCACAACAUUGAAUCCAAACUCAUGAGAACAAAUGGCAUAUUCUACGCUUCAGUUGCACUUGCUACUUGCAAAGCUCACAUCCAGUUUGAUCCUGAAAUUACUGGACCUCGAGAUAUUAUAAAGAUAAUUGAGGAAAUUGGUUUUCAUGCUUCUGUGGCAAGAAGAGUUCCAAAUGCACAUAACUUGGAUCAUAAAAAGGAAAUACAGCAGUGGAGGAAAUCUUUCCUGUGCAGCCUACUGUUUGGUAUCCCUGUCUUAAUCCUGAUGAUUUAUAUGCUAAUACCCAGUGGGGAACACCAUGGCUCUAUGGUGCUGGAACAGAAUCUCAUUCCUGGAUUAUCUAUUUUAAAUCUUCUCUUCUUUGUCCUGUGCACUUUUGUUCAGUUUCUUGGUGGAUGGUAUUUUUAUGUCCAAGCUUACAAAUCCCUGAAGCACAAGACAGCCAAUAUGGAUGUGCUCAUUGUAAUGGCCACAACGAUUGCUUAUGUGUAUUCGUGUGUCAUCCUGAUGGUAGCCAUAAUUGAAAAGGCAGAGGAAAGCCCUGUCACUUUCUUUGACACUCCUCCAAUGCUGUUUGUGUUCAUUGCCCUUGGGAGAUGGUUGGAACACGUUGCAAAGAGUAAGACCUCAGAGGCUCUUGCUAAACUUAUAUCUCUUCAAGCCACAGAAGCCACUGUGGUGACUCUUGGACCUGACCACUCUAUCAUCAGGGAGGAGCAGGUGCCUGUUGAACUGGUUCAGAGGGGUGAUAUUGUAAAGGUUGUUCCUGGUGGAAAAUUCCCAGUGGAUGGAAAAGUCAUCGAAGGGAAUUCUAUGGCAGAUGAGUCUCUCAUUACUGGGGAAGCUAUGCCAGUCACUAAAAAGCCUGGGAGCACAGUAAUUGCUGGUUCUAUAAAUGCACAUGGCUCAGUUCUUGUUAAUGCAACUCAUGUUGGUAAUGAUACCACUCUGGCACAAAUCGUGAAAUUGGUGGAAGAAGCUCAAAUGUCAAAGGCACCCAUCCAGCAACUGGCAGAUAAGUUUAGUGGAUAUUUUGUUCCAUUUAUCAUCAUCAUUUCAACAGUGACAUUGAUAGCAUGGAUCACGAUUGGUUUUAUGAAUUUUGAUAUUAUCAAAAAAUAUUUUCCUAAGCAGAACAAGCACGUUUCAAAAGCUGAGCUAAUCCUGAGGUUUGCAUUUCAAACCUCAAUCACUGUGCUGAGCAUUGCAUGUCCCUGUUCCUUAGGCUUGGCCACCCCCACAGCUGUGAUGGUGGGCACAGGAGUUGCUGCUCAGAAUGGGAUUCUAAUCAAAGGUGGAAAACCCCUGGAAAUGGCACACAAGAUCAAGACUGUGAUGUUUGAUAAGACUGGGACGAUCACCUGUGGGGUUCCUAAAGUCAUGAGGGUGCUUUUGCUGGGAGAUACAGCCGUGCUCUCUCUGAAGAAGGUGCUGGCAGUGGUUGGCACUGCAGAAGCCAGCAGCGAGCAUCCUUUAGGAGUAGCAGUCACUAAGUACUGCAAAGAGGAGCUUGGCACUCAGAGCCUGGGAUACUGCACUGACUUCCAGGCAGUCCCAGGCUGUGGCAUCAGCUGCAAAGUCGGGGGUGUUGAGGCUUUCCUGAGCACAGCUGAGGAGCCCCUGGAUAAGAUGGAUACUGGCAGGAGUGGGGGGAGCACUGCUCCUCUGGGAGAGAACGCCCUGAUCACGCUCUCCGAAUCACAGGCUCCAUCAUCUCCUACGUACUCGGUGCUGAUUGGAAACCGGGAGUGGAUGCGACGCAACGGUUUGCAGAUUGCAAAUGACAUCAACGAUGCAAUGACAGACCAUGAGAUGAAAGGACAGACUGCCAUACUGGUGGCUAUAGAUGGUGUGUUGCGUGGAAUGAUUGCAGUGGCAGACACUGUCAAGCAGGAGGCAGCCCUUGCUGUGCACACGCUGAAAAACAUGGGAAUUGAUGUGGUGCUGAUAACUGGGGAUAACAGAAAAACUGCAAAAGCCAUUGCUACUCAGGUUGGGAUCAAAAAAGUCUUUGCUGAGGUCCUUCCUUCUCACAAGGUUGCGAAGGUCCAGGAGCUCCAAAAUGGGAGAAGUAAAGUUGCAAUGGUUGGUGAUGGAGUCAAUGAUUCCCCUGCACUGGCCAGGGCUGAUGUUGGAAUUGCAAUUGGAACGGGCACUGAUGUUGCCAUUGAAGCAGCAGAUGUGGUUCUAAUCCGAAAUGACUUGCUGGAUGUAGUUGCCAGUAUUCACUUAUCAAAGAGAACAGUUCGAAGAAUACGAAUAAAUCUGAUUCUUGCCCUAAUUUAUAAUCUGCUUGGAAUACCCAUAGCAGCAGGUGUGUUCAUGCCUGUUGGCCUUGUGCUUCAGCCUUGGAUGGGAUCAGCUGCAAUGGCAGCUUCUUCUGUGUCUGUGGUGCUUUCUUCCCUGCAGCUGAAAUGUUAUAAGAAGCCAGAUGCAGAAAGUUAUGAAGCACAAGCUCAAGGCCACAUGAAGCCACUUUCUCCUUCCCAAAUCAGUGUUCAUAUUGGAAUGGAUGACAGGAGGAGGGACUCAUCCAGACCAGCUUCUUGGGAUCAGAUUAGCCAGGUGUCUCUCUCUUCCUUGACUUCAGACAAGCUGCCAAGAUGUAAUGGUUUUGUUGAGGAGGAAGGGGACAAAUGGUCACUGCUCAUGAAUGGAGGAGAUGAAGAACAGUACAUCUGAAGCACUGUAUUCUUAGUACAGCAGGAAACAUUCCUCCCCAGAGGCGGAGGGGGGGAAUGAGUUAAGACACCAAGAGAUUCAGGAUUGCUAGUGAAGUCAUUCCUUCACUUACACAACAACUGCAACUCAGUUUGUUGUUGGGUUGUAGGGACUGCGGAUUUUUUCAACUCACCAGUUAUUUCUAGUCAUGGAAAGAAUCUGUGGUUCUAUAAUAAAAUGGCUUCUUCAUACACAAUAAUUAAUGAAAUAAUGUUAAACUGUAAUUUUCGUUGUCUAAAAGAGUUUCUCUCCUCUGGAUUGUUUGCUGGGUACCCAGUUUCAUACUUUUGACUCUUUUUUACUUUAUUCUUUCAAAAACACAUGAAGCAAAGGUAUUUAUAGAGCUGUCAAAUAUUCAUUUCUGUGCCUAAGUGAAAAUACCCAUGGCAUAAGCAUCUCAGUGGUCACAAAUUAUAUUUUUACAUAAAUGCUAAAUAGCCACAUCACUGUGAGAGCACUUUGUAUUUACGAUUCAUGUGCAUCUCCUGGACCAAAAAUGCUUCAGUGUUUCACUGACUAUAACUUUCUGAAAGGUCUCUUUCAAAGAUUUUCACUUGAUUUCAGGUAUGUCUUUUGAUGCACAUUUCCAUGACUAAACUUGUCUGUUAUUUUCAUUUUCUCCUAUAUUUUCUCUCUUGUUCCAUAUGAGCUUUCCCCCCCUUUUCUUUGCACAGGGUAUCUUCUCUGAUAUUACUCUGAGAUAUUACUAUGUUUACAGAUAUUCCUGUCUGGGGCAAACUCCUUUAAAUUACCAGGGACUUUUCUGUUCUUAUUGAAGUUCAAAGACAGCAGUUCCUGGUCCAUAUCAUUUUUAAUAUGGAUGCCUUGCAGGACUCCACGAAGCUCCUGACAAUUCUGUAGUCAUCUGUCUUUUCCUCUGACAGAGUGAAGAAUUUCUCUCAGUGUGAGUGAGUGAGGUAUUUCCCUGGUGUGAGUGAGAGCAGGACUAGCACUGGUGUGACUCCAGUGUGGCUGAAUGGAGUGAGUUUAUUGCUUAAGUUAACCCCAGCUUGCUGGUUGCUUAAAAUGGAGCCAAAAGUUUAAAUGGUAAAGGUGGGAAAGUGGCCUUAAAAUGUGUGGUUUCUGUUUGCUAUCCUAUAAGGAACCUUUUCUGAUGAGAGAAGGACUGGAACUAAUAUUUGUAAUAGCUUGAAUGUUAAGGUGAAUUUCUAUUCAUGUUUUGAAUUGGUUUUGAUUUCCCUCUUUGUUUCAUGAGGAAUCAAGGUGCUGAACAACCCUUUUUUCACUUUAAUGUCUACCAAAGCCUGCCAGUAACUCUGUCACUAUGAAUGUCAAAUUUAUCCCUUAACCCUUUUUAGCCAGAACAGUAGGAAUCAAAAACUUUGGUGCUCUGAAUCUGCUUCCUUGUGCUCCCAUUGCUCAGCCAGGGACCUCCAAAUCAAGCAGACUGAAGUUUUAUGAUCUAAUCUAAAAAGUGAGAAGUGAAAGAGCAAGAAUUACCAUGCUGAACAACAUGAAAUAACUACUUAUUUUCACUGACUUAAAUACAGGACUGUUUCCAACAUGGGUUCAAAUUCUGCCCCUCCUCAUGCAAAAAUGAAAACUGAGUCAGAGAGCCAAAGAACUGUGCUAAAGCAUUGAGCAAGUCUUCCUAUUCUCUCUUCCUCUGAAUAUUAUAUUUGACCUUUCCUUAGCAAACAUCAGCAGCACUAACUUAAGUAUAAUUGUGAAUCAGUUUUAAAACUGUGAAACCUCUUUGCUUGUGGAGAGAUUACUCUCACAGCACACUCACUUCUCAGACAUGGGGAAGAUUGUCUACUGUCUGACUGUUUUAUGUUUUCUUACCAGUGCAUACAGUAAAAAUAUUGUGUUUUUAAAAACAAA
This is a messenger RNA of Calypte anna (Anna's hummingbird), 6602 nucleotides long. RefSeq names its product ATPase copper transporting beta (gene ATP7B). The record is from RefSeq and is a predicted model, not a curated record. Gene Ontology annotation, cellular component: perinuclear region of cytoplasm; trans-Golgi network; membrane. The transcript is spliced from 21 exons. Lineage: Eukaryota; Metazoa; Chordata; Aves; Apodiformes; Trochilidae. Gene Ontology annotation, biological process: monoatomic cation transport; copper ion homeostasis. Gene Ontology annotation, molecular function: copper ion binding; ATP hydrolysis activity; P-type divalent copper transporter activity. The coding region runs from base 123 to 4718 and encodes 1531 amino acids.